Oldenlandia corymbosa var. corymbosa is the source of this 345-nucleotide messenger RNA. Lineage: Eukaryota; Viridiplantae; Streptophyta; Magnoliopsida; Gentianales; Rubiaceae. The record is from the annotation of a GenBank genome assembly.
AUGGCUAAUAAGAUAUCUAUUAAAAACAGAUUUUCCAUGGUUGCUGUUUUCUUGAUCAUCUUGUUGUUACUUCUGCAACCGCAUGUUAGUUGUGCCAGAAAGAUGUUACAAUCAUCCGCUGACGAUCCUCCCGCUAACAGCAAUGGCUCGCAGCAGAAAACCUGCAAGUUUGGCAGGCUGUUUAACAUCAGUGAUGCCUCGUCCGACACGGGAAACAUUGUUCGCGAGAACACGUUAGCAACUCCGUGCUCAUCAUUUCCUUAUGGAACAACUCUUAGACUACCUACCGGAAGAUGCUCCAAUGGCCUACUCAUGAUCGAUUACUUUGCCGAAGCCUUUGGUUAA